Necator americanus (New World hookworm) is the source of this 420-nucleotide messenger RNA. RefSeq lists its product as uncharacterized. The record is from RefSeq and is a predicted model, not a curated record. The transcript has a single exon. Lineage: Eukaryota; Metazoa; Nematoda; Chromadorea; Rhabditida; Ancylostomatidae. Bases 1 to 420 code for a protein of 139 amino acids.
AUGACCACACGAUCAAAAACGAACGCCAUCCCCAACGUUACUGUGUCAUGUGUGACCCUUCUAGUAACUUUGAUCGGAUUUGCUUCAUCUGAAAUGGCCGUCGUCAACAGCCGAUGCCCUACCACCUCAUCAGUAGCGAAGAAAAUCAUGUAUGCAGAUCAAUGUAUGGAAAAAGGAAUCGCCUUGGCAAGAACCCAAGGAGAUAGUAAGGAACGGAAACAAUGUUGGUUUCCAAUCCAGUGUCCAUUGGGGCACACCAGAGUAACGAUUCCUUUACCUCCGAACUCCGGAUAUUUUGGCAGCAAAUGUCCUCGUCCAAAAUGGACGACCACCUGUUUCUUCUACGAUGGACGAUAUAAAGAAUCUUCACAAGCCACGUCUGUUCAUUUCAACAAUCGUCACCAUGCUCCAGCACCAUGA